AUGGAAAAGCUGUACACGUUGAGCAAUCCCAGCACCUUUGUGGGCUCCGCACGCCUUCACCUUCCUCCUACGUACUCGAAUACAACUCCUCCUAAAGACAACGGGUGGAGUUCACCAUCGGAAUACAGUAGCAGCGAAGGCGUGUCAUCGCCGGCGUCUGACGAUGUGCCGCCCUCCUUUUUGCCGACCAAUUUCGACCACGAUUGGGACAUCCUGAGUGAUAUAUUAAUAAACGAUGCACUCAGUGGGCUUCCCCCAGCCUCGACUAUUUCAUCGGAUCAUUCGACGCAAAACAAUGCUCAAAAUGCCUCCUCACCGGCGUCUUCGUCCACUGGGGACCGUCCAGCAGAUUACAGUAGUUCGAGCAGCGUCUGUAGCGUGGCAGAUGUAGGUUCCGUUGGAACACGUCCAGCUGCAGUACGUCCUUCUGUAGUACGUCCUUCUGUAGUACGUCCUUCUGCAGUAAGUGGAGGAGCAAGGAAAGUAAUGAAAGGACGACGACAUGCUGCGAGCCAUACCGUUAAAAAGGAGUUGCUUACAUUGGAGGAGCAAAAGAAGCAACGUCGACGCUCACAAAUCGCCUCUAGUGUACAACGACACCGAGAGAAGAAAAAAUGUCUUGUCUCGGCACUCCAAGCCGAAAUGACGGGGCUCAUGCAGCAAGUGACGGCUUUGCGAGCAAUGAGACGAUCUCAGAUGGCCGACAAUGAUCAGCUCGUGGCGUAUCAAGAAGAAGCGAUGACACAACGUCGCAAGCGAAGGCAAGCAGAACAUACACACCAAGAGUUGAAGCAGGCGUUAUUCCAUCAAACAUCGUUCCUCAAUGGAUUGCGGUCACUUAUGAGUGACGGGAACAUGCCUUGUUCCAAGACGCUUGAAUUUCAUGACUGGGUACAUUCGUAUACGGCACUGGCGUCGAGAGACAUGAUUGCCAGAAGAAAAGAAUACAUAGCUCACUUUCCUAAGAGCAAGAUGGACCUUGCGACGAAUUUGGUGCUGAAAAACACUUACGUGGAGACUCAACACUUACUGGCAAGUGGUCAAAUGUACAUGGGAAAGGUACGAAUGUUGCACGACGGUACGCGAAACGCACAAACACUUGAUGAUGGUCUUACCGACGUCAUGAUGCGCAAGCUCUUGACAAGCGACCGUGGCAGGUCAGAGGAGGCCGGAGAUGGGCGGGUGGUGAAAGAAUUUACGUCUGUUUUUUUAUUUCUGGAAACGACUCAAUGUACGAUUGAAGCGCUAAUGGAUCUUGUGUUUACAAGUAUGCGGUCUGUUGGUGUGUAUUACCCAAGUGCUACUUAUCAAUCCCGAGCAGUGGACGAAGUGUUAUACACCGAAGCGGAUGGUGUAACGAAGUCGAGUAUUUACUACACCGAAUUAGUGGCUUCGAUGGAGCCAGUUUUCGAGGCAAUAGAGGACGAUCACGAGAUUAAAGUUGAGGCUCGUGUCAUCACCAGAGAACAGCGUAGUCCGAAUGGUGGGAUGAUUCUAUGGGAUUAUGUAGACGAUGACACGUUAAAUCCAUUGCCCUCGGAUGCUCCAGGUCAAAAGAUCAUUUGCCGCAAUGUAUGCGGUGGCAUGGUCAUCCGCAAAGAGCCGGGGACUGGCAUGAUUUCCGUCCGUCACACUUCGAUGAAGGCGUAUUCUCCUUUACCAAAGGCCGAGAUUGUAUCCAAUAAAUUCGAAAACAUUGACGCUGAAGAGGCUCGUCGAACUGUUACCCGACACAUUGCACUUCAAGCUUCCGAAUGCGACCGCUUGAGUGAUCGAUGCACUCGCCAUGUCUACGACGACAUAACAAGGCGAUUAAACUUACGCACUGCAUUUUGA
Plasmopara halstedii is the source of this 1836-nucleotide messenger RNA. RefSeq lists its product as uncharacterized. NCBI's taxonomy places the organism in Eukaryota, Oomycota, Peronosporomycetes, Peronosporales, Peronosporaceae. The transcript has a single exon. The record is from RefSeq and is a predicted model, not a curated record. The coding region runs from base 1 to 1836 and encodes 611 amino acids.